CAUUUAAAUUCUGGGAGGUUCUGGGCGUCAGCAGCAGGCACAGGAGGCAGCAGAGUACAGCAUCAUCUGGACUGAACUCUUCUCCAGCCGGUCACAGGCUUCUCAGCCAGACAUCUACCGAGGAAAAAUCACCACCAUGAGAAUUGCAGUGAUCUGCUUUUGCCUCUUAGGCAUCGCCUACACCCUUCCAGUUAAACACAAGGCUGAUUCUGGCAGCUUUGAGGAAAAAUAUCUUUCCAACAAACACCCAGAUCCUAUGGCUGCAUGGCUAAAGCCUGACCCAUCUCAGAAGCAGACUCUCCUGGCACCACAGAAGGCUGCAUCCUCUGAAGAAACUGAUGACUUUAAACAAGAGACCCUCCCAAGUAAGUCCAAUGAAAGCCAAGACCACACGGAUGAUGUGGAUGACGAAGAUGAUGGGGACCAGGUUGACUCAGACGACUCGAGUGAUGCCGAUCACACUGAUGACUCUGACCAUUCCAAUGAAUCUGAUGAAUCUGAUGAAGUAGUCACUGACUUUCCUACUGAAGAUCCAGCAACUCCAGUUUUCACUACACCUGCUGCCACAAGGGACACUUAUGAUGGCCGAGGUGAUAGUGUGGCUUAUGGGCUGAAGUCAAAAUCUAAGACCCUCUACAGACCUAAAAUCCAGUUUUCUGAUGCUACAGAGGAGGACUUCACCUCACAUAUGGAAAGAAAAGAGCUGCACAAUGCACACAAGGCCAUCCCUGUCGCCAAGCGCCUGAGCAGGGCUGCUGAUUGGGAUCGCUAUGGAAAGGACAGUCAUGAAAGCAGACAACUGGAUGACCAUAGUGUGGAAACCCACAGCCAUGAGCAGUCCAAAGAAGAUAAGCUGAGGGCAAGUCACGAGAGCAGGGAGCAUUCUGAUGUAAUUGAUAGUAGAGAAAAUUCCAAAGUCAGACAUGAAUUCAACAGCCAAGAAUUUCAUAGCCAUGAAGGCAAGCUAGUCCUAGACCCUAAUAGUAAGGAAGAAAAUAAACACCUGAAAUUUCACAUUUCCCAUGAAUUAGAUAGUGCAUCUUCUGAGGUCAACUAAAAAAAGAAAAAAAAUGUGUAAUUUCUAACUUUGCUUUGACUAAAAAGGAAAAAAUAUAGUAUAGUGGGGUGAAAGAAAAUAUGAAAUGCUUAUUACUUGGCUUAGUGGGUGAAUGUAUAUGUAUGUGGAUCUGGAAAUAGAUAACAUUUUUUAUUAUUCGUUUAUUUUGUGGCUUAAUGGUAACACCCUUGUAAACUAAAGUCUUCAGAGCUUGGUCUAUGUCCUUUCCAUACAAGAAAUGUAAACUAUCACUGCAUUUUAAUAUUUGUUAUUCUUUUAUGAAUAGAAAUUUAUGUUGAAGCAAACAAAAUACUUUUACACACUUAGAGAGUAUUAUGUCACUAUAAUCUUGUUUUUUAAAUUAGUGUAUAUUUUGUUGUGAUUAUUUUUGUUUGUGUGAAUAAAUCUCAUAUCUUGGAUUUAAUGAGA
Molecule: messenger RNA, 1486 nt
Organism: Choloepus didactylus (southern two-toed sloth)
Lineage: Eukaryota; Metazoa; Chordata; Mammalia; Pilosa; Megalonychidae
Gene: SPP1
Product: secreted phosphoprotein 1
Exons: 7
Coding region: 137-1057 (306 amino acids)
Biological process (GO): positive regulation of bone resorption; ossification; cell adhesion
Molecular function (GO): extracellular matrix binding
Source: RefSeq, a predicted model, not a curated record